AUGCUGCUGGGGCUGACUCUCUGCCUCCUGUGGAGCGCCACCUGCUGGGCAGAGCAGAUGUAUGGGGUCGGAGGAGGCACAUAUUUCAGCACCUCCAGUGACUGUGAAAUCACCGGAGUCCGGGUGGCCGUGGGUCUCAUUGGCCUGGUGAAGAGCAUCCAGGUGCGAUGUGGCAACUCCUGGGGCCCGGUGUUUGGCGCCUCGGGUGGGAUGACCCAGGAGUUCCUCCUGCAGCCGGGAGAACACAUCGAUACCAUCUCUGGCUCCUACAGGGUGUUUAUCCGGUUCCUGUUCAUAUCCACAGACUGGGGGCGCUAUGCCACGUUUGGGCGGGAAAGUGGCAACACCUUCUUGGCCGGUGGGGAUGGGAAGGUGCUCACAGGAAUCUGUGGUCAGCAUAAGAUUUUAGGCCUUUCGGGCCUCUGCUUUCACUGGGACUACCCUCCCGAGGAGGAGGAGACCACUGCAUCACCCCCUACCUCGACUGCAUGCAAGUAGGGCUCCCGGUGAGCCGAGGGGGCUGAGGGGAGCUGAGUUGACCUCAGCUGGAAUCUGGCAAUAAAUAAUGCUUCUGCGAGAACGGC
Molecule: messenger RNA, 584 nt
Organism: Neogale vison (American mink)
Lineage: Eukaryota; Metazoa; Chordata; Mammalia; Carnivora; Mustelidae
Gene: ZG16B
Product: zymogen granule protein 16B
Exons: 3
Coding region: 1-498 (165 amino acids)
Source: RefSeq, a predicted model, not a curated record